ACAGAAACCGCCUUCGCAUAUCGAUAGCAGUCUUGUUUUGGUUUUCCACGAGCGCGUGUUUUCCGGUUAACUUCGUAGUUAUUAAUUAAAAUCAGAUCAGGAUGUCGCUAAUUACCCGUUUGCUGACCGGGAACAACACCCUACGCCUCCGGGCAUUGAAAUCACUGGGAAAGGCCGGCUACAGUUCGCAUGCGAAGUUUUCGGAGCACAAGCCCAUCGAGAGGAUCCGGAACAUAGGAAUCUCGGCGCAUAUUGACAGUGGAAAGACGACCUUGACGGAGAGGAUUCUGUUCUACACCGGCAGGAUUGCGGAGAUGCACGAGGUGCGAGGAAAGGAUAACGUGGGUGCCACCAUGGACAGCAUGGAGCUGGAAAGGCAGCGGGGCAUUACCAUUCAAUCGGCAGCCACGUACACACUGUGGAAGGACACCAAUAUCAAUAUUAUCGAUACACCCGGGCAUGUGGACUUCACCGUGGAGGUGGAGCGCGCACUCCGAGUUCUCGAUGGUGCCGUUCUGGUCUUGUGCGCCGUGGGAGGAGUCCAGAGUCAGACCCUGACGGUUAACCGGCAGAUGAAGCGCUACAAUGUGCCCUGCCUGGCUUUCAUCAACAAACUGGAUCGCUUGGGGUCGAACCCGUACAGAGUUCUAUCCCAGAUGAGGUCAAAAAUGAACCACAACGCUGCUUUCAUUCAGCUGCCCAUUGGAGUGGAGAGCAAUUGCAAGGGCAUCGUGGAUUUGGUGCGGGAAAAAGCCAUAUACUUUGAGGGCGAGCACGGAAUGGACAUCAGGCUGGACGAAAUUCCACAGGAUAUGCGGGUAGAGAGCCUGGAGAGAAGACAGGAGCUUAUCGAACACUUGUCAAAUGCAGACGAAACGCUUGGAGAACUUUUCCUGGAAGAGAAGCCCUUUACAGAAGACGAUAUUAAGGCGGCCUUAAGGAGAACCUGCAUCAAUAGAACCUUCACACCUGUCUUGGUGGGCACAGCACUGAAGAACAAAGGUGUCCAGCCAUUGCUAGAUGCAGUACUUGACUACCUGCCCAAUCCUGGAGAGGUAGAGAACCUGGGCUUCAUCGAGAAGGAAGGACAAGACCCAGAAAAAGUAGUCUUAAAUCCCGCCCGCGAUGGCAAGGAUCCCUUUGUUGGCUUGGCGUUCAAGCUGGAAGCUGGUCGCUUUGGCCAACUAACCUACCUCAGAUGCUACCAAGGUGUCCUACGGAAGGGUGACAACAUCUUCAAUGCCCGCACCAACAAGAAAGUGAGAAUUGCUCGCUUGGUUCGAUUGCACUCAAAUCAAAUGGAGGAUGUAAACGAGGUGUAUGCCGGCGAUAUAUUUGCGCUUUUCGGAGUUGAUUGCGCCUCCGGAGACACUUUCACCACCAAUCCCAAGAACAAUCUGUCUAUGGAAUCCAUCUUUGUACCCGAGCCCGUGGUCUCAAUGGCCAUUAAGCCAAAUAAUACCAAGGAUAGGGAUAAUUUCUCGAAGGCUAUUGCGAGAUUCACCAAAGAGGAUCCCACAUUCCACUUCUUUUUCGACAACGAUGUAAAGGAAACUCUUGUCUCGGGAAUGGGUGAACUGCAUUUGGAGAUCUAUGCCCAGAGAAUGGAGAGGGAAUACGGUUGCCCAGUGACGCUGGGAAAGCCAAAAGUAGCAUUUAGGGAAACCCUGGUGGGACCGUGUGAGUUUGAUUACCUGCACAAGAAACAAUCGGGAGGAUCGGGUCAAUAUGCCAGGAUUAUUGGAGUCAUGGAACCACUACCGCCGAACCAAAACACCCUGCUGGAAUUCGUGGACGAAACAGUGGGCACCAAUGUACCAAAACAAUUUGUUCCUGGAGUCGAAAAGGGUUACAGAGAAAUGGCUGAGAAGGGAAUGCUCUCCGGUCACAAGUUGUCCGGCAUUCGAUUCCGCCUGCAAGAUGGUGGUCACCACAUCGUGGACUCCAGCGAGCUCGCCUUCAUGUUGGCUGCCCAUGGUGCCAUCAAAGAGGUCUUCCAGAACGGCAGCUGGCAAAUCCUAGAGCCCAUUAUGCUGGUCGAGGUCACUGCACCCGAGGAAUUCCAGGGUGCUGUAAUGGGUCACUUGAGCAAACGGCAUGGUAUCAUCACCGGAACUGAGGGAACCGAGGGUUGGUUCACUGUCUACGCGGAGGUACCGCUGAACGACAUGUUUGGCUAUGCGGGAGAGCUGAGAUCGAGUACCCAGGGAAAGGGUGAAUUCACCAUGGAGUACUCCAGGUACUCGCCUUGUCUCCCAGAUGUCCAGGAUCAGAUCGUCCGGCAAUACCAGGAGUCGCAAGGAUUGGCCCAACCCGACAAGAAGAAAAAGAAGAACUAGGUUUUAACUUAAUCUAUUUUUAAUUACCAUCUCUAUCAAAUCGAAAUGUUAUUGUGUCACCCCUAUUUUUGCUUAGUUAAAUUUUAUUUCAUACAACAAUUUUCAGUUUUCACUGUGAUAAAUGCGAAGUGUACAGUUAUUUGUAUAAUAAAACAAGAUUCAAC
Messenger RNA from Drosophila melanogaster (fruit fly), 2503 nucleotides. It is a transcript of the gene mEFG1, whose product is annotated as mitochondrial translation elongation factor G 1. Gene Ontology annotation, cellular component: mitochondrial matrix; mitochondrion. Lineage: Eukaryota; Metazoa; Arthropoda; Insecta; Diptera; Drosophilidae. Gene Ontology annotation, molecular function: GTP binding; GTPase activity; translation elongation factor activity. The transcript has 4 exons. Gene Ontology annotation, biological process: mitochondrial translational elongation; translational elongation. The coding region runs from base 102 to 2339 and encodes 745 amino acids. The record is from RefSeq and is marked reviewed.